AUGGACGCUCGCGUCGUCGGCCAAACCAAGGUGAAGCAGGCAAUGCUGAUGGGCAUUGCCGCGUCUGAACACGUCUACGUCGAGGGUCCGCCUGGCGUCGCCAAGACGUUCCUCGCCGAGAUCAUGGCGCAGUCGUGCGGCCUCUCCUUCCACGCCAUCCAAUUCCACCGCGACACACGCCUCUGCGAGCUCGUUGGCGAGCCCGUGAUUCGGCGCGAGGCGUUGGGAGAGGGCGCAGGCGAGGUUGUGCGGCAGGCGACGCUCCCGGGUGCGCUGCUGACCUGCGAGGUCGCCGUUCUGGAUGACAUCUCUCGCGCACCGGGCGAGGCGCUCAAUGCGCUGCUGCGGCUGCUCAACGAGCGCGAGUACGAGGGCACGCCCAUGCCGCUCCGCUCUGCGAUUGCGACGGCCAACCCGGCGUCCGAGGACUACUACGUGGAGAAGCUCGACCCGGCCGCCCUCGACCGCUUCACACUGCAGGUGGAGGCGCGCGGCCUGCUGCAGGAGGCGGACUGGGCCUCGUGCGCCGACGUGCUGCGGCGGCACGCUCUGCACCCACCUCCCGGCGCAGCGGACGGCCUCUCCCCGCACGACCCGUGGCUCGAAGGAGGGAUGCAGGUGUGCGACGGCGACGAGUCGCUCACCCUCGACGGAGUGACGCUGGGCGAGGAGCUCGCCGCGUCGCUACUGCUCGCGUCGCUCGACGACCUCCGCGUCCUCUCGCUCCUCACAACCUUCCGCUUGCCGCCGGAGCUGCAUGCGCAGGCGAGGCAAGGGGUGGAGCAGGGGCUGGGUUCGCACGACUCGGAGGGCGCCUACCCGGUGCUCGCGGCGCGGCUGGAGGAGCUGACUCGCUGGUGGGGGGCGGUGCGGUGGGAGGGGCCCCUCUCCUUCAACCUGUCGCCCGAGGCGGUGCACGGCGCUGACCGUCUCGUGGCGCUAAUGCGAUGGGUGGCUACGCCGUCGCCGCAGCUGCCGGGCGCAGUCGAGCGGUGCGCGCGCCGCCGCUCGGGCGCGCUCGUGCUGCUGCGCGACACCAGCGACUCGAUGUGGGGCGCCAACGCAAAGUGGGCCUCUUCGGUUGCCCUCUCUGCCCUCGGACUCGCGCGGCGCCGCUCUCUGCCCUUCGUCUACGGCGAGUUUGCCGACCGCUGCCGGUUGCUCGACCACUCCGCGGCGGCACUCGAUGCGGCGCUCGGCGCGGUGAACACAUUCUCAGCUGGCCGGCGGCGUGAGGCGCGCGCCUUUUCACACGGCUGCGGCGGCGAGCAGGGCGACCUCCAGUGCUCGCGGCAGGUCGCGUCGGCGCUAAGGCUCGGUGUAAGCAUCCACACUUGCUACAUCAGCGACGGCUGCGACGAGGAGGCGGGGCUGGUCACCGCUGUAAGCGUCAAGCGCGUCGCGGUCUGA
This is a messenger RNA of Emiliania huxleyi CCMP1516, 1410 nucleotides long. RefSeq lists its product as hypothetical. Bases 1 to 1410 code for a protein of 469 amino acids. Gene Ontology annotation, molecular function: ATP hydrolysis activity; ATP binding. Lineage: Eukaryota; Haptophyta; Isochrysidales; Noelaerhabdaceae. The record is from RefSeq and is a predicted model, not a curated record. The transcript has 10 exons.